AUGUCUGGUCUGAAAAGCCUCAAGAAGGAAAACAGUGAUUUGAAGGAUCACGCAGCAACUGCUUCUCAGCCGGCUGUGGCGCAGGAGAAGACGCCUGUGCCUUCCCCUCCUGCCUCACCUCCUCAGAUACCACCUGCCACUACGAUGGUGACGACAGUUACACCACUGACAAAGUCAGCUUCAGUUUCCGCUCCGCUGUUCUCGUCUCCGAAGCCAAUUGUCAAGAGUGAACAGCCGGUACAGCAGUUGAGUACUGUAUCACCAGAAGCAGGCUCUGUUAUGACUAAACCCGACGUAACUCCCCCGGCCACUUCAUCUACCCCUGUACCUCCUCUGACCCCGUCAACGAGUACAACGGCUACAACGGUCACCACUACUUCGACAACUUCUGAUCCAACGACUGCCACGGCGCCUUCUACAAUCGUUUGUACCUCAACCUCUACUCUACCUGCUCCUGUUGAAGCUGCUCCAGCUGCUCCACCCGUACCGUCAGUGCCAGUGCCUCCAACAGCAGCGCAGCCAAAAGAGCUAUCGGAGAAUGCUGCUGGUAAAUCUGGCGAAAUGACGGCUGAGGAAAAGCUUCGGCAAUUUGCGCUGCGGUCCAUCAAGAAGCAGGUGGACGGGGCUGCACGUUUCACCCCUACGAAAACCUCUGCUCCUCCAGAAGCCAAACCUGCUCCAGGAGGCGAGACCGAGACAAAGGACGCAUUUGAGAGUAGCAGACAGGUUGAACGCAGUGCUGGUACGGGUUUUGGUGCGUUCGGGUCGGGUGGACCAAGUGGACUCGUGUUUGGCAAGCCGGGAAUUUUGCUGCCUGUUCCAUCGCCUUCGUCACCAGCUGCCUCGCAUCCUCCGCACUUGUCGCUUGCUGGAGAAAGCGCACCUCCAGAAUCAUUUCGCCGUAGCCAGCGCCUUGCGCGUUUUGCUGGUGGUGGAGAUACCGCUGCUAGCGUUCCCACAACGAUCGUGUCCACGACCACGAUCACUGCUGCUGCUACUGGAAGUGCUUUGACGAAGCGACCACUGAGUAGCGCAGUGGAGGGUGGAGCAUCCGUGCAGAAGGUUGCAAAGACAAGUGAAGACCAAACGGCGAAGCUCACGACCGUGACGACGGCUACGACCACCUUGCCCACAUCAACAGUUUCGGAGGGAAAGCAGGAGGAAGACACCCCUCCACCACAAACAGAUCCAACGGAGUCGCAGCCGAUACCACCGACGCAGUAA
Peronospora belbahrii is the source of this 1224-nucleotide messenger RNA. NCBI's taxonomy places the organism in Eukaryota, Oomycota, Peronosporomycetes, Peronosporales, Peronosporaceae. The record is from the annotation of a GenBank genome assembly.